Molecule: messenger RNA, 2976 nt
Organism: Rhopalosiphum padi (bird cherry-oat aphid)
Lineage: Eukaryota; Metazoa; Arthropoda; Insecta; Hemiptera; Aphididae
Gene: Gnf1
Product: replication factor C subunit 1
Exons: 12
Coding region: 372-2879 (835 amino acids)
Biological process (GO): DNA repair; DNA replication
Cellular component (GO): DNA replication factor C complex; nucleus
Molecular function (GO): ATP hydrolysis activity; DNA binding; ATP binding
Source: RefSeq, a predicted model, not a curated record
UGGACAUCAAUAUUUAUUUUCGUUUUACUAUUCUGUGGUUAUAUAAUUAAUAAUAAUAAUAAUAAUAGUGAGUGAUUACCGGUUGAUAAUUUCGAGUUUGAUACUUAAAAUUUUCAGUAUUAAUAAUAAUAAUAUAUAUUAAAUUAUAAUAAUAAUUUUAUAUAAAAUUAUAAUAAUGGUGUUUUGGCGGUUAAAUUGUUAACGUUUUAUACUUCUCACACGGUUUUGUUUAGUUCAAAACUCAUUCUACGAACCGUCCCAAUGCUUAUUAGUUUUAAUUAUCUACAGAAUCUCCAUAUAGAUAUUAGAUAGUCGUGACUUUACUCGUAACAUUAUAGUAUUCCGUACUCGUAGUGUUUGUCUCAGACAACAUGUCUAAAGAUAUAAGAUCGUAUUUAGUAAAAACUGGCACGGGCAACAAAAAGGGAGACUUAAAUAAAACAAUUUCACCAAGUCAGAAACCAAAAUCAUCGAAAAAAAAGCAUGUACUAUCGAGUGAUGAUGAUGAUGAUGUAGUACCUCCUACACCAAUAGAUAAAACAAAACAAAAGUUACCUGAAAAACGAAAACUCAUUAACCCAGCAGAUGUUUUUGGUUCAGAACCAGUAAAACAAAGCACUAUCAAUGUGGUUAAACAAAAAAAAAAAAAUCAAGUCGAUCUGCUUGAACAAGAUUUUGAUUUUGAAUGGGGAGAAUUAGACAAUAUUGAAAAACAACUCAAUGACUCAAAAUCGAGUGAUGUAGCUGCAUCGCCUAAAAAAACUCCUGUUAAAUCAAAUCAAAUUACACCAAUAAGCUCUCCAGAUAAAUCUAAUACUUUCAAAACACCCACAAAUUCACCAAUUAAUAAGAAAAAUAUAGUUGUCACUCCCAAAUCAUCAUCUAAAUUUAUUUCAAAUCUUACUUCAUCUCCAAAACAAACAGUACAAUUAACAAUAAUACCUCAAAAAACAAAAAGUCCAUCAAUGUCACCAUUAAAAUUGGGACCUGAAAACAAAAUAUCCAAGUUAAAAUUAGAAUCUCCAAAAAAAAAAUUAAAUUUUGAUGAAGAAAAAACAAUUAUUGGUAAAUCAGGUUUUAAAAGAAAAAUUUCACCUACUAAAACACCAGAGAACAAAAAAAUUAAAAUAAGUUCUAUAGAUUCACCUGACACCCAAGAAAGUGGAUAUACAACAGAAUCAUCUUCAUCCCAGCCAAUUGAAUCCACUGUUCUUGCUGACAAUAUUGAAUCAAAACUCUGGGUAGAAAAAUAUAAACCGUUAACUUUAAAACAGAUAAUUGGUCAAACAGGGGAAAAAAGCAAUGUUAAUAAACUAGUAAAUUGGUUAAAAUCCUGGUAUUCAAACCAUGGAGUAGGAGUCAAUAAAAAAUUAACUAGACCAAGUCCUUGGGCUAAGGAUGAUAAUGGAGCUUUUUUUAAAGCCGCUCUACUUUCUGGUUCUCCUGGUGUUGGAAAAACAACAACUGCACAUUUAGUUUGUAAAGAGUUGGGUUUUGAUAUUGUAGAAUUUAAUGCUUCAGAUACAAGAUCCAAGAAACAAUUGCAAAAUCACGUAUCUGAACUUUUAUCUUCAACUUCUUUAAGUCCUUUUUUGGGUGGGAAAUCUGUGACUAAAAAACAUGCAUUAUUAAUGGAUGAAGUUGAUGGUAUGGCAGGCAAUGAAGAUCGUGGUGGUGUACAAGAAUUAAUAAUUUUAAUUAAAAAUGCUAAAUGCCCAGUAAUAUGUAUGUGCAAUGAUCGAAAUCAUCCAAAAAUACGUACAUUAUCUAACUAUUGUUUCGAUCUUCGAUUUCAUAAACCGAAGUUGGAACAGAUUAAAGCUGCUAUGAUGAGUAUAUGUUACAAAGAAAAAUUGAAAAUAUCUCCAGACACUUUAUCUUCAAUUAUUGCUAGUACAGAUAAUGAUAUAAGAUUAACACUCAAUCAUUUAUCAGUUGUGGCUGCAGGAAAAGAUAAUUUAAACAUAAACAAAAAAUAUAUUAAAAUGGGUCCAUGGGAUGUUGUGCGAAAAGUUUUUUCUGCUGAAGAACAUAAAUCAAUGAAUAUUACUGAUAAAUGUGACCUUUUCUUCUAUGAUUAUAACAUAUCUCCAUUAUUUGUUCAAGAAAAUUAUUUAGCUGCCGUUCCUCAUGAUGUCGAAGGUCCUAAAUGGAAAACAUUUGAACGUUAUUCAUUAGCAGCUGACAGUAUACGAAUAGGAGAUAUAGUUAGUGCAAAGAUUAGAUCUACAAAUAAUUGGAGCUUACUUCCUGCUCAAGCUAUAUUUUCUAGUUAUUGCCCUGGAGAAUUUCUUAGAGGUCAUGUUAGUAAACAAAUUAACUUCCCUGCUUGGCUUGGGAAAUUUUCUAAGGGAAAUAAAAUGAACAGACUUUUACAAGAAUUACAAAUUCAUACGAGAAUAAGAUUAUCUGCCAGUAAGGAAGCAAUAAAUCUUGAUUACUUAAACACUCUUCGAGAUAAAAUUCUCAAACCUCUUAUUGACGAAGGUAGUGAUGGUGUUCAUAAAUCUUUAGAGUUUAUGAAUCAUUAUCAUCUUGUGAAAGAUGACGUGGAAUCUCUUAAUGAACUAUCUUCAUGGCCUGGACAUAAAGAUCUCAUGUCCGACAUCCCAGCUAAAGUGAAAAGUGCCUUUACUAGAGCGUAUAAUAAAAGUGCACCGACAUUCAACAUAACAAAAAAGAAUAAAAAAGCCAUUGAUAAUGUUGAAGGUUUGGGUGAUGAACAAGAGAUUGAUGAUAUUACUGAUGAUGAAGAUGAUGAAGAUAUUACAAAUGAUGCCUUGAUAAUGGUUGUGAAGAAAAAAGCCAGUAAAAAAGCAGCAUCACCUCCUCCUGAUAAGAAAACCAAGAAUAGUGGUAGAGGUAAAAAAAAGAAAUAGUUUAUUUUUUAUCAUUGCAAAAAUUGUUUCCUAUUUACUUAAACAUUAUAAUAAUAACAGUUGAGUAUGAGAAAUAAAAUAUCAUUUUUUUAUAACA